CACCACCAAGUUGAAAUAAGACAUUAGAUAGAGGCAUAUGUGGUUAAGUUUAUCUAAUUUUGACUUAAAGUUUGUUAUCUAGGGAAACAUAAGUAAAACCUAUAAAUAUAUGUUUGUUUACGAAAAAAUUAGACAAUUGGGAUUGAUAAUUUCACCAUAAGUUCAUGUCAUAGACUUUAUCUAUAAUGUCUGAAUGCAGUGAUGUUAAAGUCACGCCACAAAAUGCCGCACGUCCACCACCAAUAGCGCUUGGAAUAAACGUGGAAAAACCCAAGUUCCCUCAAUAUGCCUUGGUUUCUAAACGUUUUGAAUCUUACAAAGAAUGGCCAGAGUACAUACCAGUAGGCAAAGAGGACCUGGUAGAAGCCGGAUUAGUGUACACAGGUGUUGGAGACAGUGUGAGAUGUUAUUUCUGUGGUGGAGGUUUAAGAAACUGGGAACGUGGCGAUAUUCCGCUGGAAGAGCACGCCAAGUGGUAUCCAAAGUGUCCCCAUAUAUUACUUGUUAAGGGACAAGCAUAUGUUGAUAAACUAAGUCGUGGUGAAAAGCCGGACGUAGAAGAAGUUGAUAAUACCAAGCAGCCUUCAUCCAUUGAGACUAACCAUCUGGGAAGUGUUGCUGCAAGGAGUUGUAUUGAAAUGGGUUUCGCGGAAGAUAUGGUUAGAAAGGCGAUCCACAUCUAUAUUGAAAAACAUGGCAAUACUGAUUUCAAAGGAGCAGACAUUUGUGAAAUUCUGUUUGACCUCGAAGAAAAUCAAGAUGUGACAGUUCUCACUGAUAAAUUAGAUGAAAGCUUCAUAGAUGACAGUGACAAACUAGAGCCCCUUGAGACGCUUCUUGAAGAAAACCACAGACUUAAAGAGAACCAAUUGUGUAAGAUAUGUCUGGAAAGUCGCGCAGAUGUGAUUUUCCUUCCGUGUGGUCAUAUGGUUUGUUGUCCACAGUGUGCUCCGGCUCUCACAAAAUGUCCAGUUUGCAGGCAAACUGUAAACGGACACAUCAAAGCGUUCUUUGCAACCACAUGUAGCAGUAGUCAGGAGGACUGAGGCAUAUGUUCAGUUAUUUUCUGAUAGUAGUAAAGAGAACGAUCAGCAUUUCGGUCCUACUGACUCGUAGAAAUUGCUUUCCAAGACUCAUUUGAAGAUGCUUUGAUUAUUACAAAUACAAAUUCUUUGUGUAAAUGUGUGUUCUAUAUGCGUGUCUGAUGUUACAGAUUUUCUAAAUAUCACGCAUUCUCAAAACUUACAAGAAAGUUGAUUAGAACAGACCUAAACUUUGUGAAGUUCAAAAAUGUGAUUUCUUUCAUUCUAUGAAUAUUAUUCUUUCGUUUCAUGGGUUGUUGUCAGGAAUAAAAUACAUAUGUGUGUAUCGCAA
Mercenaria mercenaria is the source of this 1374-nucleotide messenger RNA. RefSeq names its product baculoviral IAP repeat-containing protein 2-like. The coding region runs from base 186 to 1046 and encodes 286 amino acids. The transcript is spliced from 6 exons. Gene Ontology annotation, biological process: regulation of cell cycle; negative regulation of apoptotic process. Gene Ontology annotation, molecular function: cysteine-type endopeptidase inhibitor activity involved in apoptotic process. Gene Ontology annotation, cellular component: nucleus; cytoplasm; spindle microtubule. The record is from RefSeq and is a predicted model, not a curated record. Lineage: Eukaryota; Metazoa; Mollusca; Bivalvia; Venerida; Veneridae.